Molecule: messenger RNA, 2034 nt
Organism: Penicillium coprophilum
Lineage: Eukaryota; Fungi; Ascomycota; Eurotiomycetes; Eurotiales; Aspergillaceae
Exons: 3
Coding region: 1-2034 (677 amino acids)
Source: RefSeq, a predicted model, not a curated record
AUGGAGAACAAUAGUCCAAUUUAUCGGUGGCUUUCCACUGUGGAGGACCAUGAAGCUGAGAGCCAGGGACAAGCAAAGGAUACAACUCUCGCAACGAACAUAUCACGAACUUGCAUCCCACUUGAGAUAUCUGAAAGUGUCCAUGGCAAUGAAAACUCAGCCAGCAGGAAAAGAAAUUCAGGUCACCUCGAGCACGCUGAAGGAUCAUCCACUUAUGGGACCAUACCAGGAAGCAAAGGUCACAAGGUAUCUCGACAGAGUUACGAACUAAGGCCCAGACACAAGACUCGGGAGGACCGAUACGAAUACAAAGGCCCAUCAUCAGCUGGGGAGACACAUCGCAAAGGAAGAGCCAAGAAACCCCGUGGCAGAAGACACACCAUGAACGAUGACUUCCAUGCCAUCAAUGUCACAGGAAAUAGGUUGACACUGCGCAACAAUACGAAUCUGGGCAUAUUCAGCAAAGGACGGUCCUCUUCUACAACCAGUCACCCCGGAAACACCCCGUCAACCGCUCUUGCAAAACCCACACCGUUCGUCAAACCUCACAAGUAUUCUGUGGAAUCCGACCUUGCAUUUUCUGAGAUGAAAUUUCUGUCCAGGAAGAAUAAUCUCAGCACAUAUCCACCGUCGACCGCCGUAGACACUCUGGAUGGACAGCACGAGACAGAGUACUGUCCACAAGAGCAACAGUUCGAUAUUCCUGUGCAUGACCCCGAGCUCAAAAUUCCUCCGUCAAACAGCAAGUCACUUGACGUGGAAAGCCAACUUGACUCCCCAGUCCCACCGCUGUUGCCAUUUGAGGAGGCCCCCGCAAGCGAAGUUUCCCCAGUUUCUAGCCACGCUCAGGGCAAUUCCCCCAAGUUCCCCAAUAAAAGAAGGAAAACAUCAAAACAAUCAUCAUCUGUUCCAUACACUUGGACUGAAACUGAAGUGGACAACAGGGAACAAAGCCAUGCCCUCGAACAAUACCUGCUGAGCCUGCUGCAUGUUGGAGUAUAUCCUCAAGCGCUAUGCUCUGAGAUGACAAGAACAGUAUUGGCCAGACAAUACUGGAGUCUUGCUGAAUUGUGGGCGCUGUUAGAGGAGAGAAAGAGAUCAUGGUCUAACGAGACUGGCAACAAAAAGCGAGGCUCACCCAAAGCUAACAUGAGGCAGGUAGCUGCAGUGGGAGCCGAAGCCGAAGCCGCUGCACAGGAGGUUCUCGAAGAGAUUCCACCGGACCAUUUGGAUCUCCAUAAUGUCGGUACCGUACAAAGCGAAAUAUCCCAACAAUCCCAGGAUCUGAACAUCGCCUGUGAAACAACUUCCAGUGUGAAUCACAGUCUACCGCAACAGCCUUCAGUGUCUGAGCAACAGCAGAACAGGCGAGGUCAAGUUUCUGAUAAACCAGGUUGUUCAAGUCCCCAAGCUCCCAAGAGAUCAGAAAGCCAAGAUCCAUUCACAUACAUCUUGAAUGAAGACCACUGCGAGCCUUUGCCCCAAGAAUCAUCAGAGGAUGAAGUCCUUUUUCCUGCAACCCUACCAGAAGUCGAACAGCCGCAUAUGUCCGACAUCGAGUUUUAUGAACUGGCUCGAGUCGAUGAUGAUGAUGUGUUCUAUCGCACGCUGGAUGCUGCGUACUGCGCUAUCGUGCGCCCUGGGGUUGCGGCAGAAGUUGCAUCAAAUUUGCAGCAGUUACUUGAAUCCCCCGAGCUGAAUGGCGCUGAUCUUCCGAAUACACCAGAAUCGACUAGUUUUCGAGCCUCCGAUCUUCCUACUCGGCAGGUAGAGGCGGGAGAGCCGGGGCAUUUGGCAACGGUUUCGCAAGAUAUCAUACAAGAACGGAUUGAUGAAAGGCAACCUGAGACUUUUCGCCAACAAGAACUACCCACAAGUCAUUCAGAUGAUCAUUGUGUUGAUCAGAAUAAUCAUUUGCCAUGGCUGACUACUGGAUACGACCAGUCCCAAGCGUGUACCUCGACUGUAAUCAAUGCGCGACAGAGUCAGCCUCCAGAAUUAUCUGAUUUCUGGCGACAGAACAAACUCUAUUGA